AUGCCGAUUGACAUUAACGAAUUGCGUGAUUACAAGGGAGGAGAUCCCGCGAAAUGGCGGCGUCACAUGGAGCAACGCUUCAAGGACCCGUCCAUUGUGGAUCAGGUGUUGGCGCGGGACGCGGACUGGCGUGAACUCCGGAGCACCAUUGAUCAGAUCCGCAAGGACGUCAACAAGCUCCAGAAAGAAGUCAUUGCACCCAAGAAAAAGGCGCGGGAACCCUGUGACGACGAAGUCGCGCAAAUGAAAGCCAUGCAAGUGGAUAUCAAAGACAAGGAAGCGCAGUUGCCCAUCGCCGCCGCCGAACGCGACGCCCUCCUCUACAAAAUUGGCAACGUCGUCGACCCGGAAGUACCCAUUAGUAAAGACGAAGACGCGGAUAAUCUCGUGCUCGCCUACACCCUCCCCGGCUCCAAGCCCUUGACGCACGAUGAACUCCUCUGGCGGAUUGGUGGGUACGAACCCGUCCGAGGACAAAAUGUCGCCGGACAUCGCGCCUACUUUCUUACCAAUGCCGGGGUCAUGCUCAACCAAGCCAUUAUCAAUUACAGCAUUGCCUUUUUGAGUGCCCGUGGUUACAACGUCCUACAACCACCCUUCUUUAUGAAUAAGGAAGUCAUGGCAGGCAUUGCCCAACUGGAAGAUUUCGACGAACAACUCUACAAGGUUUCCGGAAAGACCGACGAUCCGGACGGCGCCACGGAAAAGUACCUCAUUGCUACCUCGGAACAACCCAUUUGCGCCUACCACAAGGGCGACUGGAUCGAUCCCAAAACACUGCCGCUCCGCUACGCCGGGAUAUCCACCUGUUUCCGCAAAGAAGCCGGGUCCUCCGGUAAGGACAUUCGCGGCAUUUUCCGAGUCCAUCAAUUCGAAAAGGUGGAGCAAUUCUGUUUGACGGUGGACGACUUUGAAAUCUCACAGGCCGAACAGAAACGCAUGCUACAGGCCGCCAAGGACUUUUACGAAUCUCUCGGCGUGGGCUACCGCGUCGUCUGCUUGGUGUCGGGCGAACUCAACGACGCCGCCGUCAAAAAAUAUGAUCUGGAAGGAUGGUUUCCGGGUCAAAACACCUACCGCGAACUGGUCUCCUGCAGCAACUGUACCGAUUAUCAAGCCCGCGGUGUGGGCGUCCGCUGCGGCAACAAGACCAAAUCGAUGGAUUUGACGGCCCGGGCGUCCUACGUACACAUGCUGAAUUCUACACUGUGCGCAACGGGACGCGGCAUUUGCUGCUUACUGGAAACGUACCAAACGGAAACCGGUGUGGUGGUACCGGAAGUGUUGCGCCCUUUUAUGGGUGGCACAGACUUUAUGCCCUUUGUUCGGGGUCCCCCGGAAAUGACCAAAGGCGAAAAGAACGCCGGAAAAAAGAGUGGAAAGAACUAACUGUAAGGGAAAAGCUUGCUUUCGAUUUCAAGGUUGUACGGUACGGUUACUCCAAAAACUAUUCGUAGGAUGGAGGAUAAGAAAACGCUGGCUGCCCCAUCCAGAGCAGUGAAAUGAUACUCUAGUCUCAUGCAAC
Molecule: messenger RNA, 1525 nt
Organism: Phaeodactylum tricornutum CCAP 1055/1
Lineage: Eukaryota; Bacillariophyta; Bacillariophyceae; Surirellales; Neidiaceae
Exons: 2
Coding region: 1-1389 (462 amino acids)
Biological process (GO): seryl-tRNA aminoacylation
Cellular component (GO): cytosol
Molecular function (GO): ATP binding; tRNA binding; serine-tRNA ligase activity
Source: RefSeq, a predicted model, not a curated record